This is a messenger RNA of Owenia fusiformis, 1504 nucleotides long. The record is from the annotation of a GenBank genome assembly. NCBI's taxonomy places the organism in Eukaryota, Metazoa, Annelida, Polychaeta, Sabellida, Oweniidae.
CUGAUGGUUCAGAUGAAUCUGAAAAAACUUGUCCUUUAUUGGAAUGCACUGAGAAAGAGUUUCGCUGUGGCACUGGAAAGUGUAUUAGUAUUGAACGUAAAUGUGAUGGUUGGAGUGAUUGUAAAGAUGGAUCAGAUGAAGCAAAGGCAACAUGCUCGCCGAAAGUUUGUGGAAGCAACACAUUUACUUGUUCUAACGGUGACUGCAUAGAUAUCGAGAAGAAAUGUGAUGGUACGAAUGAUUGUACUGAUGGAUCAGAUGAAUCUGAAGAAUGUACUCCUGUAACAUGCGAUGUGAGUGAAUUCAGAUGUGCUAAUGGUGAAUGCAUAAAACUUGCAUUAACCUGUGAUAAUUCCAAAGAUUGUAGUGAUGGCUCAGAUGAAUCUGAAAUGACAUGUCUGUCAAGUUGUAGCUCUACAGAGUUCACAUGUGAUAAUGGUGACUGUAUUGAUAAUAAAAAGAAGUGUGAUGAUGUAAAAGACUGUAGUGAUGGGUCGGAUGAAUUAGAAACUAUAUGUCCAGUGACAUCUAUGUGUGGCCCCACUGAGUUCCAAUGUGAUGAUGGUUCACUUUGCAUUGACAGUAGAUUUAAGUGUGAUCUUUAUUCUGAUUGUUAUGAUGGAUCAGAUGAAUCAGUUAUUACCUGCCCUCCUCGUAAUUGUACUUUCUUUGAGUUUCGCUGCGAUGAUGGCAAAUGUAUAGACAAGAGAAGGAAAUGUGAUCGUUAUGUAGAUUGUCAAGAUGGUUCAGAUGAACUACAAGCCAACUGUCAAACUGCCCGCAACUGCAGUUGGUAUGAGUUUCGAUGUGACAAUGGAAAUUGUAUAGACAAUAGAAGGAAAUGUGACAAGUAUAAGGAUUGCACAGAUGGUUCAGAUGAAUCUCCAUCUACAUGUUCCCCAAAAACUGUAGAAUGCUCUGCUGAUCAGUUUACAUGUAGCAAUGGAGAGUGUAUUGAUGGUAUUAAGAAAUGUGAUAGUAAUGAUGACUGUAGUGAUGGCUCAGAUGAGUCCGAAAUAACUUGUCCGAGUACUUUGGAAAAAUGCACUGCUGUUCAGUUUGAAUGUGAUAAUGGUCAGUGUGUUGGUCUCAACAAGAAAUGUGAUGGUCGAAAAGACUGCAGCGAUGGUUCAGAUGAACUAGAAACCUAUUGUAUGUCCUCUGGCUGUAGUGCUGAUAUGUUUCACUGUGAUGAUGGUGAAUGUAUAGAUUUACAGUUUAAAUGUAAUGGUGAGGAAAACUGUAUGGAUGGCUCAGAUGAAGCAAAUACAAUAUGUCCUCCAAUAACUUGUACUGCUGGUGAAUUCACAUGUGCUAAUGGUGAAUGUAUAGAUGGUAGCUUAUCAUGUGAUGGGAAAGGAGACUGUUCUGAUGGUUCUGAUGAAUCUGAAUAUAUUUGUUCUUCUGUAACAUGCUCCGAAAAUCAGUUUACAUGUGAAAGUGGAGAGUGCAUUGAUGUAGAAGAUAAAUGUAAUCAAAAGGAAGACUGUAGCGAUGGCUCAGA